Molecule: messenger RNA, 1731 nt
Organism: Exaiptasia diaphana
Lineage: Eukaryota; Metazoa; Cnidaria; Anthozoa; Actiniaria; Aiptasiidae
Product: ras-related protein Rab-1C
Exons: 2
Coding region: 28-705 (225 amino acids)
Molecular function (GO): GTP binding; GTPase activity
Source: RefSeq, a predicted model, not a curated record
CCUUCUCUAGCUUUUCUAAAAAAAAACAUGGCGGACCAAAGGGCGGACGGAGAAAGUGAGUUAGAAUCUUCCACGAGCUCGAGAAAGCAUUCAGGCACUGGCCCAUCUAAAGUAAUUUUGAUUGGUAGGAGUGGAGUAGGCAAGAGUACUUUGUUCCUGAGAAUAAAGGAUGGCAAAUUUCAUGAYAACAUACAAGGAGAAACUCUUGAUUACUUGGAUAAAAAAAUUAUUGUACUCAAUAACAAAUCCGUUGACAUAAGAUUAUUCGAUACAGCAGGUAUGGAGAAAUGGCAUGAAAAGACAAUAACACGUUCCUACUAUCGUGAAAGCAGAGUAGCGCUCAUUAUGUACAGUGCUGAUGAUAUGGACAGUGUAGAUGACUUAAAAGACUAUAUUGAAGAUGUCAAUAGACAUGCWCCUGGUGCCAAGAAAUUUUUAAUAAGAAACAAGAUUGACUUGGAGGAUCAGGCAGUUCGGGAAGAAGAAGUUGAGGCCAAGCUGAAUGGUAAAGGCUAUUCUUUUGAAAAAAAUCUGAAACAUAAGAUAUCAGCCAAGGAUGGUGGACAAGAAAUUGAGGACUUAUUAAAGGAAGUUGGUAUUGUACUUUUAAAGCAAGCAAAGUCUCCAAAGGAAACACAAACAAUCAGUUCUUUUCGGAUAAACACUCCCACAACAACACAAAGUGACAAGAAUGCUUGCUGUUGAUUGAAGUCUAUGGGAGGGAAGUCARUAUCAUUUUAAAGCUUAUAUGCUGCCAAGAAUCAGAGUUUUGAACCUUUAAUUGGUAUAUUUUCAAAUAAUUGCAGAAGGUCACAGUGUGAAUGCCAAAGCCAUGUGAUAUAUUGAAAAUGUUCUGUCGUAAGACUUCCUUAUACAGAUGUACAUAUACAGGGUCACUAAUGUUGGUAUAGAAGKCUUCUCAUGUACACACUGAAGCUUCAUUAUUAUGUAUGCAAGCUUAUGUACAUACAUGUACAUGUGCCUAUUCAUGCGGAAUAUAAAUACCAAAAAAAAUCUGGUUCACUAAAGCAAUUGAACUCCUGGCUUAAUGGUUAGGUUUAGGGAAAAUAUAGUGUUAGGCAAUGCAUAGCACUAGUUCAAAUCCUAUCAUCUUCCUUUAAAAAAUUUCUUUUCAGUUUAAGUCUUUAAAUUUUCUAAGCUCUUCUCCACAUAAUAUGUACAUGAGAGGCCUUCUGUAUGAGCAUCUGUAUGUGUACAUAGGAGUCGUAAGUCAGAUCCUUCUCAAAUGUUCUUCUUAAUUGACCAAACAGAGGUUAACCAUCACCUAACAACAUUUUUAAAAACAAACAAUAGCAAAACUUUUUUUAAAAUUUUCUAAACUCUUCUCCACAUAAUAUGUACAUGAGAGGCCUUCUGUAAAAAACAUAUAUAUGUAUAUGUACAUCCGUACAUCGGAGUCAUACGUCAGAUCCUUCUCAAAUGUUCUUGAUUGACAAAACAGAAGUUAACCAUCACCUAACAACAUUUUCAAAAACAAACAAUACAAAACUUGACAUUUAAAAAAGAAAUAGAGUUAAAGAUAGAAAUGAUUGAAGUUAUUGAACAUUUAAGACAUAAUAUUGAAAGUGUGUUCAAAUGAAAUCAUUUGAUCGAUUUUAUAUCAAAAUAAACAUUAUUAUGAAUGAUAAGAAAUGUAUCCAUGGUGAUAAUAGCAACAAAGAAUUUUAUAUGUUUUUAUAAUCUAAAUAUGUCUAAAAACAAAAAUGCGAU